GAUGUUCAGUCAUAAGUCACAAAAUUAUUGUUCAAACCUACUUAUAUAAAUUAAUAACCGAAUGAAUUUUUGUGCUUCUAAAUCAAAUCUUUUAAAGAACAAAACAUACAACGUUGACAUAUUGCUAAGGGUCUCGCUGGCACACGUCCCGUCAUCCGCGGCUCUAACGGCCGCUUCCAAUUCGUCAACGCGGCCCAAUGGUCGCAUCGGCAGUCGGUGCUCCUCUCCUCCAAUCCUGAAUUGCCACACGAGCACAUGUCUCGCGCUCGGCCUAUAGGUGUGCGGCCCAGUGUGUGUCUUAAGCCGCUUUACCGCUGUCGACAGGUGGAAUCCAAAAUCACGUCGUGUCUGCCGUGGCGCGCGCGAAGUCUUUUUUUUCUCGCGACACAAGUGUAUAGAAGAAUCUCGGGAACCAAAAGAGCCAGAUGAUUCUCCCGGACGACUCAUAAAUUGUCAGCCAAAGAUCAGCUGCAGCCUGGAUUCAUUCAUCCUUUUUAUUCUCAGCAGGACGUUAACGUCAAGAGUGUGACCAGCGAGACAAAAUGGCACACUGCAAUAAGUUACCCAUGAUGUUCCUGGCAUUGCUGGCCAUUGGUCUUUUGUCCAGUCAGGCCUAUGGACUGGCCGUAAUGAGCAUUGAUAUUGGCAGUGAAUGGAUGAAAAUUGCCAUUGUUUCGCCAGGUGUACCAAUGGAGAUUGCAUUAAACAAAGAAUCAAAGAGGAAAACCCCAGUAACUAUUUCAUUCAGAGAUGGAGAGCGUACAUUUGGUGAAGAUGCACAAGUGGUUGGCACUCGUUUUCCAAAGAACAGCUUUUCCUAUAUCUUGGAUUUGAUAGGAAAGCCCAUUGAUAAUCCAAUAGUUCAACUGUACAAAAAACGGUUUCCUUAUUAUGAUAUUGAGGCUGAUACUGAACGUAACACAAUAGUAUUUAGAUUGGACAAAGACACCACAUAUACUCCUGAAGAGUUACUUGCUCAACUUUUGUACAAAGCUAAGGAAUUUGCUCAAAACUCAGCUGGCCAAAAAAUCAAUGAAGCCGUCAUAACAGUACCUGGUUAUUUCAAUCAAGCUGAACGUUUAGCUUUGCUGCAAGCUGCUGAACUUGCUGACAUUAAAGUACUGCAGUUGUUUAAUGAUUAUUCUGCUGUUGCAUUAAACUAUGGUAUUUUCCAUCAUAAAGAAAUCAAUGAUACUGCACACUACAUCAUGUUCUAUGAUAUGGGAGCUAGUAGUACUACUGCCACUGUAGUCGGUUAUCAAAAUAUAAAGACAAAGGAGAGGGGAUUUGUUGAAACUCAUCCUCAAGUUAGUAUUUUGGGUGUUGGCUAUGACCGUACUCUUGGUGGACUGGAGAUGCAACUGAGGCUUAGAGAUUAUCUUGCUAAAGAAUUUGAUGCUAUGAAGAAAACCAAGAAUUCUGUAUUUGAAAAUCCCAGAGCUUUGGCUAAAUUAUUCAAAGAAUCAGGUAGACUUAAAAAUGUUUUGAGUGCUAAUGCUGACCAUUAUGCGCAAAUUGAAGGCCUUCUAGAUGAUCAAGACUUUAGGCUACAAGUAACAAGAGAGAAAUUUGAAGAACUCUGUGCAGAUUUGUUUGACCGUGUCUCCAAUCCAGUUAAAACAGCCUUGGAAACUUCAGGUUUAACAAUGGAUAUUAUUUCUCAAGUUGUGUUGGUUGGAGCUGGCACCAGAGUCCCUAAGGUGCAGGAGAAAUUAAGUGCAUUUGUCAAAACUGAAUUGUCUAAAAAUAUCAAUACUGACGAGGCUGCUGCUUUAGGAGCCGUUUACAAAGCUGCUGAUUUAAGUCAAGGCUUUAAAGUGAAAAAAUUCAUUACCAAAGAUGCUGUACUAUUCCCUAUUCAAAUUGUUUUCGACAGAACUGUCGACGAUAAAGUAAAGCAGGUGCGAAGGACAUUGUUCAGUAAGAUGAAUGCUUAUCCUCAAAAGAAAAUCAUAACUUUCAACAAACAUAAUCAAGAUUUUUCAUUUGAGGUGAAUUAUGCAGAACUUGAUUACCUUCCAAAGGAAGAAAUAGCUGCUAUUGGCAACUUGAAUAUCUCCACGAUUACUCUAACUGGAGUUGCUGAAGCUCUAGCAAAACAUGCAAAAGAAGGAGGCGAAAGCAAGGGAAUUAAAGCUCACUUUUCCAUGGAUGAAAGUGGUAUCCUAAACUUGGUGAAUGUAGAGCUUGUUUCAGAAAAAACAAGUAUUGCCGCCGACGAAGAAGAAGGUGCUUUCUCAAAACUUGGUUCGACAAUAAGCAAACUCUUUUCUGGUUCAAAUGACAAGGAACCAGAAAAAGUUGAAGAACCUCCAAAAGAAGAUAUUAAACCUGUUCAUGAGGAACCUGAGUAUCCUGGAUUAAAAAAGGAAGCUGAAGAAAAAGCUAAAGCAAAUAAUGACUCUAAACCAACAGAAGAAAAAGCUGAAAAUAAGACCGAAAAAGCAGACAAAGAAAAGAAACCAACUAUUGUUACUAUUAAGGAGCCAAUUGAGGCUAAAGAAUUGAAACUAGGGCCGCAAAUGUUAUCCAAUGAUAAACUAGCAACUUCACAAGAAAAACUCCAAGCUUUGAAUGCAUAUGAUAAGGAGAAAGCUAAACGUGAAAGCGCCUUGAAUAAUUUGGAAUCUUUUGUGAUUGAUGCUCAACAAAAAUUAGAGUCUGAUGAAUACAAGGCAGCUAUUAUUGCUGAAGAUGCAGAAAAAAUAAAGCAAGCUUGCAAUGAAGUAUCUGAAUGGCUAUAUGAAGAAGGUUUUGAGGCACCUGCUGAAACAUACGAACAGAAGUUGACAGAUUUGCAAAAACUAACGGGUGAUCUUUAUGAAAGAGUUUUUGAGCAUAGAGAACGUCCGGAAGCUUUGAAAGGGAUGGUUUCCAUGCUUAACGGUAGCCGGGUAUUUUUAGAUAAUAUGCGCAAUCUUAAUGUAUCUGCCGAAAUUUUUACUCAAGUCGAAAUCGAGACUCUGGAAAAAGCUAUCAAUGAAACUCAGGAAUACCGUGAUGUAGUAGUAAAGGUAACAUCUGAAACUAAGCUUUAUGAGCCAGUCGUAUACAAAGUUCGCGAUAUUGCAAACAAAAUGGCUUUGCUUGACCGAGAAGUAAAAUAUUUAGUUAACAAAGCAAAGAUCUGGAAGCCUAAACAAGAAGCAACAAAAAAUAACACCGAAGAAACCGGUGAAAACAAAACAAAUAGUGGUGAUAGUGAAGCAGAGACCAAAACUUCUGACAAUAAAGACAAGGCUGAAUCUGAAAGAGAUGAUUCUGAAACGAUAGAGACGGAGGAAACCUUGGAACUGCCCCCAAGUGAUACGACGCAAUCUGAAAAGAAAGAAUCCGAUGACGAGCACGUGGAACUUUAAAUGUGCGACUCAAGAAGAAAAAUAAUAACCUAGGUAUUUUUCAAUAUUGAAAAGGAAAACGAUUGAAAUGUUUAUUGAUCAAUUCAUCGCUGUCUUUCUGCAGAGCAAAAUCGCUAGUGCAUUUGUGAGUGGAAAAGCAUCGGCAGAAUAAGUGAGAUGUUUGAUAAAAAUAUUCUGCCAAUUUUUUGUGAACUUUCACUGAAGCACAUUGAAAUUUCUGCGGUUUAGACUUGAAGAAUUUUUAUAUUUUCACAUUCUCAUCAAAUAUUCAUCAACGGCAUAUUUCAGAGCUUGUUAUUAGAAAAAAUCAAUAUUGAACUCUGUAAAUAAUUUUAUUUUCAGGCAACAAUAACAUUGGAACUUGAUUGUGUCAAUUUGCCUUCCAAUAAUUUUGCUGCAUGCCUCAAUGUAUGAUUGUAUUUUUAUUUUAUAUUUAUGUGAAAGAUGUGAUUUUGAUACAAAAUGAAAAAAAUCUAGCAAAAGGGAUAUUGAAUGUUAAUUUCAUCAGCUUGAAUUCACGUUCUGUUAAUCAAAGUAUGAGUGACAAAAUUUCUAGCGUGAUGAAAUAAAGCAUUUAUUAUAAAUAUUUUUCAUCAUUUGAUGAUGACCUAUGCAAAAGUUAAAAACUAUUGCAUAUAAAAUAGCUAAGAAUUUGCAAGAAAAUGGAUGCAUUUCUAGACUUUCUCACUGAAACUUCCUUCAAUAAAAGAAUGAAAUAUUCAUCUACUUGAUGAGUACUUAAUGCUUUCUCCACUGUACUAUUAAAGAAAGAAAAAAGAAUGAAUCUUAAAUGUGAAAUUAUUUAGUUAGGUAAUUAUUAUUGUAUCUGAUCUUUAAGUUUGCAAUAUAUGUAGCGUGUUGGUUUGUUCUUCUGAAAAAAGUAUAUACGAUUACGCUGCAGAUAGUUUUUCAUUCCAAUAAAUUAACUAUGGCGAGAAAAUUUUUGUUAUUUAUUGUUUGGAAUGAAUAAAAUUGUAUUUAUAAAAAAAAUAUCAUAAUUGUAUAAAAAAAUGUUUUCAUUUUUAAUUUCAUCCUGCUAUAUUUUAUUAAUAACAUUAAGUAUAUAGAAAGCAUAGAAGAAUAUAUCUAACACGGAAAUUAAUUCUGCCGCAUUUUUUGGCAAACAUGUGAAACUGACCACGUGACCCGUCCUUAACCUUUAAAAAUAGCAGAACGAAAUGUCAAAAGCUUAGUCUAAAUUUAUUGUAUUUAUUUAAUAAUUUAUUAAAAUUAUGGCCUUUCGAAACAUGAUUAAAAUAUUUUUAAGAAAAUGUAGUCCUGUGCAUCCUGUUGUAUUAUAUGCAACAACAGCACCAAUGUUUACGAAUCCAGAUCCACCAAAAGAUCCUAACCAUGAUCAAAAAUUGCAAUUUGAACCUCCCAGUCCAUCAAAUUUAACUUACGAUUUCUUGAUUAAGCAAUCAACAAUUAAUGCUGUAAAUAGUGCCUCUCAGGCCUUAACUGUAACAUACAGUGCAAUAGAAAAUACCAGUAGAGAGUACAGCUACUGACUAGACUAAUUGCUUUAAUGAAUGAAGCCAUAUUACGGGAUGUAACUGAUUCUCAUUGGGAUGAAAUUCUAGAAAUUAGAUCACAAAUGCAAAUAAAGAAACAUAUACUAAUGCAAUUUAUUGGAUAUAUGGACUAUGUUCAUAAAAUGGCUGAAGCUGCAUCAGAAAUAAGUUUCUUGGCUGGGAUGGAUAAUUUAUCGACUUCACUUACUCAACGAAUUGAUGAUGCAUUAGUUAAAAUACAAACAGAAAAAACAAAUAAUAGCCAAUUGGAAGAAGAGUACACAAGAGUACAAGAAGAAUCCAUCAAAAGUUCAAAUAAAAAGGAAGCAUAUAAGAAGGAAAAGAUAAAUGUACAGGAUACUGAAAUCAUAGAUUUAGACAACUUAGAUGAUGAUUAAAACAAGGGUGACAAAAUGACUUAUAUAAAUUGUACAGUUUUAUUUUUUUUUUUAUUUACAUUAUUUUGUACAGAACUUAUAUGUUAAAGUUGUAGAGAAAGCAAAGUAUGUGAAAAUUUACUCUGCACAAUGUUGGUGACUCAAAACUUUUUUAAUUAAUAAUUUUAUCUAUUUUUAUA
Nasonia vitripennis (jewel wasp) is the source of this 5450-nucleotide messenger RNA. RefSeq names its product hypoxia up-regulated protein 1 (gene Grp170). Gene Ontology annotation, biological process: negative regulation of hypoxia-induced intrinsic apoptotic signaling pathway; cellular response to hypoxia; endoplasmic reticulum unfolded protein response. Bases 543 to 3359 code for a protein of 938 amino acids. The transcript is spliced from 14 exons. Gene Ontology annotation, cellular component: endoplasmic reticulum chaperone complex. NCBI's taxonomy places the organism in Eukaryota, Metazoa, Arthropoda, Insecta, Hymenoptera, Pteromalidae. The record is from RefSeq and is a predicted model, not a curated record. Gene Ontology annotation, molecular function: ATP-dependent protein folding chaperone; ATP binding.